Eriocheir sinensis (Chinese mitten crab) is the source of this 1650-nucleotide messenger RNA. Its product is annotated as formin-2-like. Lineage: Eukaryota; Metazoa; Arthropoda; Malacostraca; Decapoda; Varunidae. The transcript has 3 exons. Bases 1 to 1650 code for a protein of 549 amino acids. The record is from RefSeq and is a predicted model, not a curated record.
AUGGCGGACCCCCGACGGGUGUCCCGCAUGGGGUUGCUCGACCCCCCCGGCGGCGGCCCCCACUCCCUGGACGCCGCGCUCCUGCUCCGCCAUUACCCGCCCACGCCCACGCCCGCGGCCAAGCGUCUCUCGGGGGGCUUUGACAACGUCGGCUUUGACCUUGAGAGUUUGAGCGAGGCGCGGCCGGGGAGUCGGCGGCCGCUGGUCAGCGUCCACCUGCGGACGCUGCCGCCCGAGGAGCACAUGCUGUCCUCCCUCAGCAGGCAGCCCAAGUCCCUGCCGCCCACACCCAUCCUGCACGCAGGGCGCCGCAUCAGCCUGCCUCAUGAGGACAAAGUGGUUCCCUGGGGGCCGCAGGUGGGCGGCGUGCGGGUCAUCCAGGUGCCCCACGAGGUGAAGCAGCGGCCGCCCUCGGAUAUAACCAACGAAGACGAACCGCGCGCCCCGCCCGAGGCGCCGCAGGAGGCGGACGAGGGCGAGGGAGAGGCGGGGGGGCGGGGCGAGGGCGGCCAGGAGUGCGAGGAGAGGAGCGGUUCCGUCAACUCGGAGUCUAACAGAGUCGGGGCUGGCGUCUCGCCCUGCGGCACACCACAGAAAACGAGUCCCGCGAAGAAAACGGAGUCCGGGAGGGAGGUGUUCGGGCCUGCGAUCGGAGGGGGAGACAGUGUGCGAGGAACCAUGGUGGAGGGCGGGGGAGCCACGCGGCCCUCCGCUGCCAGUAGUGUUUCCGUGACGUCCCCGUCGAGGAUGCCAGCCAGUGCCCGAGUGUCGCGAGUGCCUCUGCUGAGCCAUGUCGCCGCCAGCAGCAGUGUGUCGAGUGUUGUGCUGUGCGGGUCGCCCACUACCACGGCGGCGCCGACCGUCAGUGCACUAACCAAAGUGUCCAGUGUCAGGAUUGUGCCCACGCCCACAUCCACGCCCACGCCCAGCAUCAGCGGCCACAACACGCCCACGCACGCCACCAGACCCCCGCAGCCAGGCCCCAGACCAGCCCCGAGGCCGCCCAGACCCAACGGCCACCAAGAGACGCAGGCGGCCGCCGAGCCCCCCGCUGCGCCGCCGCCGCCGCCGCCGGGGCAGCAGCUAGCGCCGCCACAGCAGCACCCUGGCGGGCCACACCAGCAGCAGCUGCAGCACCAUCAUCAGCUGCAGGAGGCGCGGCGCGGCGAGAGGGAGCGUCGUCGAGAGCGUCGGCGGGAGCGUCGGGAGCGUCGCGCCCACCGGGCCGCGGCCCCCGGGCAGCCGUCACAAACGGACGUGGGGGAGAGCAUUCCGCCGCCCGCCGCGGCCCAUGACGCCCACCUGCCCGACCUGCUCCACUCUCACGUGCCUCCCCCCUACUCCACCUUGCCCGGUGGAGGACGCCCGCUGGGGGGGCUGCUGGGGCCCCCGCCGCCCCCGGGACCACCUGGCCCGCCUCCCCCACCACCUAUGCCAUUGCAUGUACCCCCACCGCCACCCCCGGGCCCGCCCCCGCCGGGCUUCCCAGCCCCGGCUCCCGUGCCCGGCUCGCCCCUCCGACUCCCCCACGACAGCCCGUGGCCUUUCUUCGGCUCCAGAAGCUGUGUGGAGGCGUGCGGCCCGGCGCGGCGAGGCGAGGCGAGAGUGGCUGGCCUGGCCUGGCCAUUGUUGAGGUGGACUCUGGUCUAG